AUGAAAGCUCCCAUUCCUCUCCUGAUCCUGCUUCACGCCGUUGUGGUCCAUUGCCUGAAAGUGGUGUCGAAAAGAGGCUCAGAGGAGGGCUGCACCGACUGGUCAGUGGACUACCUGAAAUACAAGGUGCUUCUGGGGGAACCUGUACGGAUUAAGUGCGCUUUAUUCUAUGGAUAUAUCCGGGCCAACUACACCCAUGCACAGAGCGCCGGGCUCAGCCUUAUGUGGUACAAGAGCGCAGGACACGGGGACUUUGAGGAGCCCAUCAGUUUCGAUGGCACGAGGAUGAGCAAGGAGGAGGACGCCAUUUGGUUUCGACCAGCCGAGUUGGAUGACGUGGGCUACUACUCCUGCGUAUUAAGGAACUCGACGUACUGCAUGAAGGUGUCCAUGUCCCUCACGGUGGCGGAGAACGACACAGACCUCUGCUACAACUCCAAAAUGAGGUUCUUUGAGAAGGCAGAACUGAGCAAAAGCAAAGACAUCCCCUGCCCGGGCAUUGAGGAUUAUACACAGCCGGGAGUGGAGCCGGAGAUUGUGUGGUACAAGGAAUGCAAGCCAAAGCAGUGGAGACAAACCAUAGAGAGGAGGCGGGACACUCUGUCCAUCAAGGAAGUACGGGAGGACGACAUUGGGAAUUACACCUGUGAACUGCAGCUGGGGAACUUUGUGGUGCGGAGGACCACAGAGCUCUCAGUCACAGCCCCACUGACAGACAAGCCGCCAAAAAUCCUCUCCCCUUCAGAGAGCCAGAUGAGCGUCAUAGAGAUGACGACAGGAAGUCCAGUCAACCUGACGUGCCGGGCGUUCUUCGGAUACAGCGGAGACGUCAGCCCGCUCAUCUACUGGAUGAAGGGGGAGAAGUUCAUCGAGGAUCUGGACGAGGAGCGCGUGCAGGAGGGUGAAAUCAAGAUAACCCGGGAGCACCUAGGGGAGCAGGAGGUCUCCAUCUCUCUGACCAUCGACUCCCUGGACGAGAGCGACUUCGGCAACUACUCCUGCUACGUGGAGAACGGCAACGGACGGAGACAAGCCAACAUCCAGCUCGCCAAGAAAGCCGAGCUGAUGUACACGGUGGAGCUGGCCGGCGGCCUGGGAGCCAUCCUGCUGCUGCUCAUCUGUCUGGUGACACUGUACAAGUGCUACAGGAUCGAGCUCAUGCUCUUCUACAGGAACCACUUCGGCAGCGAGGAUCUGGACGGAGAUAACAAGGACUACGACGCCUACCUGUCCUACACGAAAGUAGAUCCGGACCAGUGGAGCCAGGAGACGCGCGAGGAGGAGCGCUUUGCCCUGGAGAUCCUCCCCGACGUGCUGGAGAAGCAUUAUGGGUAUAAACUCUUCAUUCCAGACAGGGACUUGAUCCCCACAGGAACCUACAUCGAGGACGUGGCGCGCUGCGUGGACCAGAGCAAGCGCCUCAUCAUCGUCAUGACGCCCAGCUACGUGGUGCGGAGGGGGUGGAGCAUCUUUGAGCUGGAGACGCGGCUGCGCAACAUGCUGGUGACCGGCGAGAUCAAGGUCAUCCUGAUCGAGUGCGCCGAGCUGCGCGGCAUCAUGAACUACCAGGAGGUGGAGGCGCUGAAGCACACCAUCAAGACGCUGACGGUCAUCAAGUGGCGCGGGCCGUCCAGCAACAAGCUCAGCUCCAAGUUCUGGAAGCAGCUGCUCUACGAGAUGCCCUUCAAGCACCUGGAGCCGCUGAGCAUCUCCCACGAGCAGGUGCUGGACGUCAGCGAGCAGGGCCCGUUCGGCGAGCUCCAGACCGUCUCGGCCAUCUCCAUGGCGGCGGCCACCUCCACCGCCAUGGCGACGGCGCACCCGGACCUGCGCUCGACCUUCCACAACUCCUGCCACACGCAGAUGCGGCAGAAACACUAUUACCGUAGCUACGACUACGACAUGGCGCCCGGGGGCACGCUGCCGCCGCUGUCCACGCUCGGCAACCAGCACACCUACUGCAACAUCCCCAUGACACUCAUCAACGGGCAGCGGCCGCAGUCCAAGUCGCCGCGGCAGACCAGCCUGGAGGAGGCCCACGGCAACAACGCCAUGCUGCCGCUGCUGCCCAGGGAGACCAGCAUCUCCAGCGUCAUCUGGUGA
This is a messenger RNA of Limanda limanda (common dab), 2103 nucleotides long. RefSeq names its product interleukin-1 receptor accessory protein-like 1. The record is from RefSeq and is a predicted model, not a curated record. Bases 1 to 2103 code for a protein of 700 amino acids. NCBI's taxonomy places the organism in Eukaryota, Metazoa, Chordata, Actinopteri, Pleuronectiformes, Pleuronectidae. The transcript has 10 exons. Gene Ontology annotation, biological process: signal transduction; negative regulation of exocytosis.